Anopheles arabiensis is the source of this 3432-nucleotide messenger RNA. RefSeq names its product zinc finger protein 271-like. The coding region runs from base 515 to 2836 and encodes 773 amino acids. The transcript is spliced from 2 exons. Lineage: Eukaryota; Metazoa; Arthropoda; Insecta; Diptera; Culicidae. The record is from RefSeq and is a predicted model, not a curated record.
ACUCGACAAAACAUCAAUCAUCGCCAGCUUUUUCCUAGCUUCGCACGGCCACUGUUUUGUCUUUGCUGCAGAAAAACAUCAAUUUUUUGGAAUUUGGAGCAAGUGCCCGUGCUCCUGUCCUGGUGUACAAGUUUAAGUUCGUGCCCCUUGCAGUGAAUAGCCCUUCAGUUUGUUCAGUAAUGUCCAACUUCCCGUAAAACGCAGCAGCUUCGCGUAGUGCAGUAGUAGCAGCGAGACCACAGCAGCAUCCAACGACAACAGCAGGAAAACAUCCGACCAUCGGUGUUGCAAGGAACGGUGUGUCCCAGAUCCCGAAUGCUGGUUGCUAGUGAAAAACUCCAAUUCCACCCUUUGUUUCGUGUGAUGAAGAAGCGCUCGAGCCUGAUGUGGUAUCGCUAGAGCGCCAAAGUGCAUUGUGCAACGCGGUAGAUUUCCUUGGAUCCAGUUCCUCCUCCCCCCAAGAAGGAAAGCUGAAACUCUACCAGGAAAGCGUACGAGCGCUCGCUCCCACCCGAUGCUGGGCAAGUAUGGCGAGGCGAGUUCCGGCUCGAUGAAAAACCUGGAAAAUGGACUGCGCGACCGGGUGCUUUACCAUCAGAAUAUGCUGAGCAUGAACCUGACAACCGAGUUUUACCACACUCCAUUCCUUACGGCCGGCAGUGGUAGCAACGUUGAAACAGCUGCAAUCGUAGUAGGCGCUCCCGCGCUGGCACAGUCGCAAAAGAUGCUCAACAGUCUCGCAUCCCCCUCUGGAUUAGCCUCCUCCUCCUCUUCCAGCACCUCGCAACAGCACGCCACUAAUGGGGCAGCGCCGUCACAGACAGUCCCAAACAGUGUGUCCGCAGCGCAGCAGUAUCAGUGUCAACUCUGCCAGAAGUGUUUCAUCUCGAGCGCGUUACUGGUGCAGCAUAUGAAAACGCACGACAAUAAUGGGUUUAUUGCGGGGCGUGAGACCGCCGGCAGCUACGGCCAACAGCAGCAGCAGCAGCAGCAGCAAUCGGUAUCGUCGGCCUCUUCCCCCGUGACGGCAGUGGCAUCGAGCAGCAAAACUAGUCCGCCAGUCGCAACGCAGCACAUCAUCAAGAGCGAGUACAUCGGUGGAACCGUAACGAACCAGUAUGCGUACGGUAUGGCCAAGCAGUUCGAGUGUCACAUCUGCCACAAGUCCUUCAUGACGAUGGUGAACCUGAACCUGCACAUGAAGAUACACGAAAGUGCAAUAAAGCCGCUCGCAGCGACUCACAUGUACGCGGGCCAGGCAGGCCUUGCCGGCAACUUGAUUGCUGGAUCGACCGCGGGCUACCAUCACGGCGGGCAGCAUCACAGUCAUCUGUCGCAGCAUCUCGCGGUUCAAAGCGCCAGCAGCAGUGCGGACGGGUUGUGCCAGAUAUGCCACAAAACGUUCAGCACGGCCGACCAGUUUGCGGCGCACAUGAAGAUCCACGAGAAUGAGUUUAAAAAUCGAGCGCUAUAUCAUUCCGGUAGUGCGAACGAUGGUGGCGAGGGAGCGCCAGCACCCACCAGUAAUGGGGCUGGUGUCGGAGACCAUUUCUACACCGCGUCACAGCCGCCACACCACCAUCUGGGUCAUGCACCGCCGCAUCUCGAUGCUAGCAAGGGCCAUCGCUGCCCAAUCUGUCACAAAAUGUCCAACAACAUCAUCGAGCACAUUAAACAGCACGAGGGUCAGCUGCAGGGCACGUCCGAUGGGUCGGGUGCGGGGUAUCAUCCUAUGAACGAUGAUUCCCAAUCGUCGCUGGAAGAAGACAGCGACGGUGGCGGUGGUGGUGGCGCUGGCGGGGACGAGAGCCUGCGAAAGCACGAGUGCUUGAUAUGCCACAAAAAGUUCUCCAGCUCGGGCAACCUGGCGAUACACAUACGGGUGCAUUCGGGCGAAAAGCCGUUCCGGUGCAGCGUGUGCGGCAAGGGCUUCAUCCAGUCGAACAAUCUGGCGACGCACAUGAAGACGCACACGGGUGAAAAGCCGUACGCGUGCACCAUCUGCGGCAAGAACUUUAGCCAGUCGAACAACCUGAAGACGCACAUCCGGACGCACACGGGCGAAAAGCCGUACGCGUGUACAAUCUGCGGCAAGCGCUUCAACCAGAAGAACAACCUGACCACGCACAUGCGCACACACCAGCUGGUGUGCAUGGUGUGCGGGGUGCAGUUCAUGCAUCCGAUCGAUCUGGCGACCCACAUGAAGUUCCACAACGACGAAAAACCCUACAUCUGCUCGGUGUGCAACAAGGUCUACCUGAACCUGGACGAGCUGACCGAGCACAUGAAGAAGACGCACAACCAGGUAAAGCCGUAUCGGUGCCACAUCUGCGACAAAACCUUUACCCAAUCCAACAACCUGAAGACCCACAUCAAGACGCACAUCUUUCAGGAUCCGUACAAGUGUCAGGUGUGUUCGCGCUCCUUCCAGAAGGAGGAUGACUUCUCGCAGCACAUGCUGGUCCACACGGCCGACAAGCCGUACGAGUGUACGUACUGCGGCAAGCGGUUCAUCCAGUCGAACAACCUGAAAACGCACGUGCGCACGCACACGGGCGAAAAGCCGUACCGGUGCACGAUCUGCGCGAAGCACUUUAACCAGAAGAACAAUCUCAACACGCACAUGCGCAUCCACACGGGGGAGAAACCGUUCGAGUGUACCAUCUGCGACAAGCGCUUUAAUCAGUCGAACAAUUUGAACAAACACAUUAAAACACACGGCCAGGAGAAGGAUCAGCAGCAGCAGCAGUCCCAGCAGCAGCAGCAGCAGCAGAACCAACAACAACAACAGCAAGUCCAGCAACAACAGCAGCAGCAGCAGCAACAUGCGAGUUGACGUGAAUUGGCAGCUUAAGACGGUUUUGCACUGUGUUUAAAUCAUACAUCACCACUCCUCCCGUCCGUGUGACUCAUUCUCUCUGGAGGGCGGGCAUUAUGUCUGUAUGUAAGGCGCAACGGUUGUGCCAAUAGUGUGCCAUAAGAUACGGACAGGAACAAACCCAGCAUGCUGUGCCGUCCCUCGUAGAAAGGGGGUAGCUAACCUCGCUUGCCCCUGUGUUUUAGUGACAGUAACGAGACCGGCCAUAUCGUGAGCCCCAUGCUACUACUCCUAACUGCUCUCCCUACUCGCGAUGUUGACCAUCCCUCAUCCUCUUGUGUUUGUCCGUUUUGUUCCUCCGUCAUCGUCAUCGUCGUCGUCCUUGUGUAUUGUAUGUUGGUUCUAUUGUGUAUCCUAUUUUGAUGAAUGGUUUUUCUUCGGUUUUGUUUUAAAUGCAGCUAUAACGUGUUAUAUUUUACAUUGUUUAAACAGUUAUCCGUCUGUGGGUUUACAUUAUUUCACGUACGCACACAGCAGCGUAUGCGCAACAGUAGCGUGACCGUGUGAACGCGUAGGGAAAUGUAAAAAAAAAUAAAACUAACUCCACAAACACA